AUGGUGUCCUCCCUGCUCCAGGCGAGCAGCCGGAACCGCGGCACCCGAAUCCCUAGCUUUGAGGAACUGAAGCAUGCGCUGUGCGAUCAGCGUGGGGUGAAGCCGGGCCGCUCUCCAACUCGCCUGGUCUGCGAGCAGACAUUUGUAAACACGACGACGAAGACCGUGCACGUCGUGCACUGCCGCUGCGCCCACCUCUGCAGCGCGUACCAGAGUGGAAAGGAGCUGGAGGAUAUCGUGUGGUGCGACUUGGCGAUGCAGGUUUGCACGUUGUGCGGCAUGCCUGGCGCCUGCGUCGCGUGCUACCACCCAGAAUGUGCGGAGAUCUACCACGUCGUCUGUGCGCUCUUCAGCGUCGGGUACGUCAACUUUGGGAAGAAAGAUCCGUACCUUCCAUGCCCGGCAUGCCCCCGCCACACGCAGGUGGUGCUGCCGAACAAAAAGCGCAAAGAUGAGGUGCUGCACACCGAUGAGAGUUGCUGGACGGACGACAUCGCCUUCGACUCGCGCGUGGUCACCGCAACGGAUUUACGUGAUCCGGACGAAAAUGACGGAGAGUGA
Molecule: messenger RNA, 561 nt
Organism: Phytomonas sp. EM1
Lineage: Eukaryota; Euglenozoa; Kinetoplastea; Trypanosomatida; Trypanosomatidae
Source: the annotation of a GenBank genome assembly